Micropterus salmoides (largemouth bass) is the source of this 1970-nucleotide messenger RNA. It is a transcript of the gene proza, whose product is annotated as protein Z, vitamin K-dependent plasma glycoprotein a. Gene Ontology annotation, molecular function: serine-type endopeptidase activity; calcium ion binding. Gene Ontology annotation, cellular component: extracellular region. Gene Ontology annotation, biological process: blood coagulation; proteolysis. The record is from RefSeq and is a predicted model, not a curated record. The transcript is spliced from 9 exons. The coding region runs from base 239 to 1513 and encodes 424 amino acids. NCBI's taxonomy places the organism in Eukaryota, Metazoa, Chordata, Actinopteri, Centrarchiformes, Centrarchidae.
GCAGCAAAUAGUUAGGGUUGAGUGAGCAUCAUCCGUUCUGUGUCUUCUUAUAUACAGUCUAUGGCUGUGUUGGUCGAUAAGGCCCGAUCCGUCCAGAAGCCUGCUGUGUGUUCAGGACGAGCAAAGCAAAGGGACAACCCGAACCCGUACAUUGAUUCUAUCCGGAGCGUCAUCCCGUAAUCUACUUGCCACGUUUGUAGGAGUACGCACUGAUAACUUGACUAAGAUCAGUGCCACCAUGCGUUCCUCAACCACAUCUGCUGCUCUGCUGUAUCUGCUGGCGGGGGCUGUGGGAGCCAUUCAGACCCCCCAGACAGUGUUCUUGGACAAGCAGCAGGCGAGCGCAGUGAUCUCCCGUCAGAAGAGGAACGUUGAUGGCAGUAACCCGCCUUCCAGCUUGGAGCAGAUUUGCAUGGAGAAAGUGUGCACCUACGAGCAGGCCAGAAGUGUCUUCCAGGACACGUACCGCACAGAUAUCUUCUGGUCUGUCUACAUUGACGGAGACCAGUGUGCAGAGAACCCCUGCAAGAAUGGAGCCAUGUGUUCGGACAGCGUGGGGGGCUACGACUGCGUCUGCAAGUCGGGUUUCACAGGGGUCCACUGUGAAAAGGACCAGACCCUGUGCACCCUGGAAAAAAACACGGGCUGCUCCCAGUUCUGUAAACCGGGCUACACGUCCUAUGAGUGCUCCUGCGCCCGCGGAUGGAAGCUCAGCCGGACGGACAGGAAUAAGUGUGAGCCUGCAGUCACAUUCCCCUGUGGUAAGCUGAACAGUCGGAGUCAGUGGAAGGACAGAGAGUCCAGGAACAUUAAUAACUUUGAAGGAGUUAGCUGUUCUUCUACAGAGUGUCCCUGGCAGGCUCUCCUGAAGAGUUCAGAGUCCCGAGGUUUCUGUAGCGGAGUCAUUCUGAAGGAGAACCUGGUUUUGACUUCAGCUAAAUGUGCCCACAAAUACAGCUUCUUCCAGGUAGUUGUUGGCAAGCGUAACACCAACGAUGAAGACGGAGGGCAGACGCUGAAUGUAAAACUAGUUCACAUCCACCCGCGCUACAUGGAAGAUCGCCCUGAAAAUGACCUGGCUGUGAUUGAGCUCCGUGACCGCAUGAUUUUUAAGAAAGAAGUCAAUGCUGCCUGUCUGCCAGAAAAAGACUUUGCCGAGAGCAUCCUGAUGACAGCAGAGCUCCCGGCCAUAGUCACCGGCUGGAAAGAACCAAAACAGGUAUCUUCUUUCCAGGGCCAGCUCACCCUUAACCUGCUGGAGUACCGCCGCCUGCCACAGUGUCUGGAGACUCACCCCAAUCUGAUGACCAAUAAAAUGGGCUGCACCACUCCCAGGACCAAUGCCGACUGCACCAUGAGCUCUGGCAGCCCCCUGCUCACCCUGUACAGGGAGGUGUUCUUCCUCACUGGGGUGGUUAGCCAGCCGCCAGGGGCCGACUGCACUAAUGGCUACAUCUUCCAGAAAGUGUCGCGCUACCUUGGCUGGCUGCGGCCGCUCAUGGGUUCACGUUAGGCGGGGUAGUCAGGGAGAACAUGGAGGUCAGUGGUUAUGGAAAAUCUAGGCUAAUGCAGGUGAAUAAAUACUAACAACAAGGAAUCAGAAGAAUAUGUUUGUUGUAGCUCAACCUUGUCAUGCAUUUUGUCUUUCUGUCUUGAUAAUACCCAUAUUAACAGCCAUAUGUAUAGUCUCAAUCUAGGUUAUGACUUCCUAAUUUAUCCACAAGGGGGCAUUCUGUUAACAUAAACAGAGAAGCACUGAAUCUGUUUACCAGUCAGAGACAGCAAGGGAGGCAGUGAAUUAUUCAGCAUGUGUUUUGUAACGUGGACAUACCUUUUUAAUAACCUUUUAAGUGAAGUGUUAUUUUUAGCAGUUACUUUGCUGGCUGACAUGCACCAUGUAACACUCCAGGUAAUCGCUGUUCAAUGUUCUGUCUAUAAAUGUAAUAAACCCUAAUAAAACACAUGACAUC